Molecule: messenger RNA, 628 nt
Organism: Rhagoletis zephyria (snowberry fruit fly)
Lineage: Eukaryota; Metazoa; Arthropoda; Insecta; Diptera; Tephritidae
Product: probable aldehyde oxidase 4
Molecular function (GO): oxidoreductase activity; 2 iron, 2 sulfur cluster binding; iron ion binding
Source: RefSeq, a predicted model, not a curated record
AAAAGCAUAGCAACUUUGUACUGGCAAAACUUUUAAACACAUACAUACUGGCUGGAAAUCUAAAAGUGGCGAACAAAUGACUACCUGUUUCGUUAUCAAUGGCACGCCAUAUAACGUUGACCUUGCCAGCUUGCCGGCCGACAUCACGCUGAACACCUUCAUACGCGAACAUGCGCAGCUUACGGCGACCAAAUACAUGUGCCUGGAGGGUGGCUGUGGCGUUUGCGUUUGCGUCGUUCGCGGCAAACAUCCGGCGACCGGCGAAACACGCACUUGGGCCGUCAAUUCGUGUUUGACGCUGCUAAACACCUGCGCGGACUGGCAGAUCACCACCUCCGAAGGCAUUGGCAGCAGGCGCUUUGGCUACCAUCCCAUACAAAAGCGUCUGGCUAAGCUGAAUGGCUCUCAGUGUGGCUUUUGCUCGUGCGGCAUGGUAAUGAAUAUGUACGGCUUGCUGGAGUCCAAAGGCGGCCGCGUUACCAUGGCAGAAGUGGAGAAUUCGUUUGGCGGUAAUAUUUGUCGUUGCACCGGCUAUCGACCCAUCUUGGAUGCCAUGAAAUCGUUCGCCAUUGACAGCAAUAUUGAAUUACCUGACAACGAUUGCGGCGACAUUGAAGAUUUCGAAUUC